AUGCUAAAUUUAGAUAAGGGUACAAAGGAACAGAACAAAGUUUCUAUACAGGCAAUAGUACUCGAUGAAUUGGUUCACUUCGACUCGGAAAAUGUUCAACUAUUCGAAGAUAUACAAUUCUCGUCCGGUGUUUGCACUCUACUUUUUGAUGCUGUAAAAUUUGGGAAUACUGAUUUUCUUAUUAAACUUAUUCGCUCUUAUCCUAAUAUCAUAUGGGAAAAAAACAUUGAAACUCAAAGCUUAUUUCACAUUGCUGUUAUAAAUCGGCAAGAGAGUGUCCUCAAUCUAUUAUAUGAGACAGUUGCUGUCAAAGAAAUAAUUAGAGCCUAUGUUGAUGACUCUAAACAAUACAUCCUGCACUUAGCUGGAAAAUUGGCUCCUCCAAGUCGAUUGAAUAUUGAGGCAGAAAAGAUUGUGCCUCCAUAUCUGAACAUGGAGAAUCGUGCCGACGGCCUAACACCGUGGGAUAUAUUUACCAAGGAACUUCAAGUACUACGGGCAGAAAGUGAAAAGUGGAUGAAGGUUACAGCAAAAUAUUGCAUGCUUGUGGCAACAUUGAUUACCACGGUGGUUUUUGCUGCAGCUUUCACAGUACCAGGUGGAAGUAAUCAAGACACAGGCACCCCUAUUUUUUUGAAAACUAAUAGCACAGGUGGAAGUAAUGCCCCACAGUGGUUUAGGGCAUUUUUCAUAUCAGAUGCAAUAGCAGUGAUCUCCUCUUCUUCUUCAAUAUUAAUAAUCUUGUCAAUUCUCACGUCUCGUUUCACAGAAAUGGAUUUCCUUGUGUCAUUACCAUCGAAAUUGAUGUUGGGACUCACUACACUAUUCAUCUCUAUAGUAGGCAUGGUGGUGGCCUUCAGCGCAACCUGCUUUUUGGUCUUUAAAAGUGAAAUGUCGCGGCUUCCGAUUGUUAUAAUUGCUUUAGCUGGUGUACCAAUUAUUUUGUUUGCUUUGCUACAUUACAAACUCUGGACUGAUAUCAUACGGUCAACAUGCUUGUCGAGGUCACUCUUUAGGCCAAGUAAAUGA
Quercus robur (English oak) is the source of this 1029-nucleotide messenger RNA. RefSeq lists its product as uncharacterized. Bases 1 to 1029 code for a protein of 342 amino acids. NCBI's taxonomy places the organism in Eukaryota, Viridiplantae, Streptophyta, Magnoliopsida, Fagales, Fagaceae. The transcript has 3 exons. The record is from RefSeq and is a predicted model, not a curated record.